AUGUAUGGUACCUAUUAUUAUGCAUUUAAUUAUUACUCCGCUCUUCCCAAGACGCCUAAUCCGGCUUUGAACCCCAGACCCUUUAUCACCGCCAUCAUUCCUUCCUCCAGCUCCGCCCGCCGUACUUCCGCCAGCAUCCCUCUCCGGCGUCUCUCGUCCCAUUCUCGAUCCGGGGCAGAGCGGUCGACGUUGCUAUUUGAAUCCGGGGAAGAAGAGAAGAAGGAAGGCAGUCGGCCGUCCUCCCGUUCAUCCUACGCCUCUGACUUUUCCACCUGGUCCGAUACUGGCGACCUAGCGGAGCAGCUCGCCGACGCGGAGGACCCUCUUCGGUCCCGUCUGCGCCCGUCUCUCGACGAGGAGGUCUUCGGACACGCUCGGGCUCGGUCUCGAGGGGGGACGAAGAAGAAGAAAAGAGUACAUUACCCGGAAGACGUCAGUCAGCACGGUGGAGUUGAUAAAGAGGCCAUAGAGCUCCCUAGACCCGCUCCAAGACGGAUCUCUCGAGCGGAGCGGGUUAUAGCAGCCAUCAUGUCGCCCAGCAAUCGACAGGCCGCCCUCACGCAUGGCUUGGUGGGCAAGCCAUUGCUGUAUUUUACCAGUGUCUUUGUUUCUUUAGGCGUUUUCCUUUUUGGAUAUGAUCAGGGUGUCAUGUCUGGUAUUAUUACGGGUUGGUAUUUUAAGGACUACUUCAAUCAACCGUCCCGAGCGGAGAUCGGUACUGUCGUUGCCAUUCUGGAAAUAGGAGCGUUCAUUUCCUCGAUACUUGUUGGGAGGAUCGGUGAUGUGAUAGGCCGCAGGCGAACCAUUCUGUACGGGUCGAUCAUCUUCUUCAUCGGUGGUGCCUUCCAAUCGUUUGCCAAUGGUCUGCCAAUGAUGAUGGUUGGUCGUAUCAUUGCUGGUCUCGGAGUUGGUGCACUCUCGACUAUCGUUCCGGUUUACCAGUCGGAGAUUUCUCCGCCGCAUAACAGAGGAAAGCUGGCCUGUAUCGAGUUUACGGGCAACAUCACCGGAUACGCGGCUAGCGUAUGGGUUGACUAUCUAUGCAGCUUUAUCGAGAGCGAUUAUUCUUGGCGUCUUCCGCUGCUGUGCCAAUGCAUUAUGGGAGCCCUUCUCGGGUUUGGUAGUCUGAUCAUUUGCGAGUCGCCUAGGUGGUUGUUGGAUAAUGAUCAUGAUGAGGAGGGCAUGGUGGUCAUUGCCAACCUGUAUGGUGGAGGGGACCUGCACAAUGACAAGGCCCGACAGGAGUAUCGAGAGAUCAAGAUGAACGUCCUCCUUCAGCGCCAAGAGGGUGAAAGGUCAUACGGGGACAUGUUCAAGCGCUACUACAGGCGUGUCUUCAUUGCCAUGUCAGCUCAGGCCUUGGCACAGCUCAACGGUAUCAACGUGAUCUCUUACUACGCCCCUCUGGUGUUUGAGUCCGCUGGUUGGGCAGGUCGAGCAGCUAUCCUGAUGACGGGUGUCAAUGCACUUUCGUAUUUUGCGUCUACUAUACCGCCGUGGUACCUCGUCGACCGCUGGGGUAGACGCCCGAUCCUGCUUUCCGGUGCAGUGGCCAUGCUCCUCUCGCUCUCUGCGAUCUCCUACUUCAUCUAUAUCGACGUGCCUGCCACUCCUACCCUGACAGUCAUUUUCGUCAUGAUCUACAACGCUGCAUUCGGCGCGUCCUGGGGCCCCAUUCCAUGGCUGUAUCCCCCGGAAAUUCUCCCGCUCAGCAUUCGUGCAAAAGGCGCUAGUUUGAGUACCGCCACCAAUUGGGCGUUCAACUGGCUCGUUGGAGAAGUGACCCCCAUCCUGCAAGCAGCUAUCAAAUGGCGCCUAUAUCUCGUUCACGCGUUCUUCUGUGCGUGUAGUUUUGUUGUUGUGUACUUCCUGUACCCAGAGACCAGUGGUGUUCGCCUAGAAGAUAUGAAUGUUCUGUUCGGGGAUGCUUCAACGGCAAUGCCAACUCCUGCGGCACAGGCGGAACGAGGAUCUCUGAUAGGGGCGGGCUCGCCGGUCCCGUCUCUUGAUAUUCGACGUCAGCCGCACCAAUUCGGCGCAGAGAGUGCCAUUCCCGGACUGGACAUCGAACCUCCAAACAUCAACGGCAGUUCCAACGGCAAACAUGGCCGCGAUGAUGACCGGAGCGAGGGCAUUGGUGGCUGGAUCUCGAAUAUGGUGAACCGCAACCGGAAUGCCGGAGCGAAAGGCGGCAGUAGUAGUAGCCAAUAUAGACGUCUGGGGCAGGAUGAGGAGGAAUAA
Molecule: messenger RNA, 2241 nt
Organism: Paecilomyces variotii
Lineage: Eukaryota; Fungi; Ascomycota; Eurotiomycetes; Eurotiales; Thermoascaceae
Exons: 6
Coding region: 1-2241 (746 amino acids)
Biological process (GO): carbohydrate transport; transmembrane transport
Cellular component (GO): membrane
Molecular function (GO): carbohydrate:proton symporter activity
Source: RefSeq, a predicted model, not a curated record